Messenger RNA from Anastrepha obliqua, 6677 nucleotides. It is a transcript of the gene FLASH, whose product is annotated as CASP8-associated protein 2. The transcript is spliced from 6 exons. NCBI's taxonomy places the organism in Eukaryota, Metazoa, Arthropoda, Insecta, Diptera, Tephritidae. The record is from RefSeq and is a predicted model, not a curated record. Bases 97 to 6474 code for a protein of 2125 amino acids.
UUUUACAUAGAUGAUAUAUUUUAUUCGACCAGCUUUUCAAUAAUCGCAAAUUCUCCGUUUAAAUACCAAUAAGAAUAUAAUUAAAUAAAUAUCUAGAUGGAUAUAGAUGAUUUGGAUAUCUAUGAUGAUUUGGAUACAUUUCAACAGGUUGAAGAAAAGAAAAGCGCCGAACUACUUUCAUUGGAGUCGAAGUACAAUGAUUCCUUGAAAACAAAUGAAGAAUUGCAGAAGGAAAAUGCAGACUUGAAAAAACAGUUAAAGCGUUUAAAUACAAAUUUUCAGAAUUUGCUAAAUACAGCAAAGGCAGAGAUUAAUCGCAAGGACAAGCAAAUUGAGCGAUUACACAAAGAAAAAGAUGAUAUCUGUUUCAGAAGGAAUCAAAGGUGGAUGGAAUCAGCAGACGUUGCUAGCACUAAUAUAAACCAUAGGAAUAAAAACUUAGAUGCGCGCAUUUUAACACAGAAUUCCAAAACCCAAUUUAACCACAAUAUAGAAAAUGAUACAAUCCAGGUGCCUUGUAUUGCAGAGCGUAAGGUAUCGGACGUAGGUACGAAAACCUCAUUAGACGCGUACGCACGCAUGCGCGAGGAAUCUCACAAAUCUGCGCGGCGAGAUAAAAUAUCUGAGCGAAGGAAUGAAAGUCGUUCAAACCACGAAGAAGACUCCGGCCGACGUCAUAUGCAAAGGGAAGAACAUAAGCUCAUGAGAUACAAGGAACAUAGUAGGGAGCGUGUAGAAAGUGGGCACCACACCACAAGGGACAAUAGUCACAGCUAUAAGAGCAGAUCAAGAGAACAUGCUCGUGAGGAAAAGCGCGACAGCAGAAGUAAUCGUAGCUAUUCGGAUUCCAAAGAAAGAAAUGCUUACAGUAAUAAAAGCGAAUAUAGUGGUAGCCGGCAACAUUCCUAUGAUACAAAAGGCAACAAGGAAAGACAUGGCAGUGGAGAUAGAUCAAGAUCCGCAUAUACCGAAACAAGUCGUGAAAGGCACAGUGGCAGCAAAAGAACUUGUGAGGAUUCAAAGACACCAACCACCUAUGACGAUAAUAAGGCUUAUAAAAAACGGAAUAAUUCGGAUAAGAAUACAACUGACAAGGUGGUUAAAGCGUCGGACGAUAUCGACCACCAGCAAAACAAUCUUGUGAAAUCGGCAAAAAAUGUCGAAAGCACAUGCGAAAACACAAAACUUGCGUCCAUAAAAAAAAUCGAUGAAAAUGGUAGUGAUCCACAAGAGUUGAAUAAAACGAGCACACAAAAUAAAAUCCUUUUUGAGGAACUGGGCGCAAACCAAAAUUCGUACAAUAUUGAAGAAAAACCAGUAGAAGAAAAUAGUCUGACAAAGGAAAAUUUGUUGGCGCUGGGAACAGAAACUUGCGAAAAGUCAAAUUGCAAGAUGACUACAGAUGGGAAGAUUUCGCCACAGGUGACAGUUUUGUUUGAAAAACUUUUUGGAAGUUCGCCAAGCAGGAAGCAAAGUGUGAACUAUUCUUUGUUAAGUAACGCAAAGUUGGAGAACAGCAGCAGUUCGACAACAACUUCGCCAAGCAAAUAUACCGAUUCUAGUGAACAGAUUGCGCCAACUUCGAAAAAUAGUUUACCAAAAUCGGAGGCUGAUGAAUGUUUUGUACCGAUUAAAGGUAGUGAGCCAGAGAAGAGUUCUCUCUCUGAUAGAAACAGGGAAAUACAAAUUAGUGAAGAAAAUUCGGAUGGCACUACAACUAUGUCGUCCAAUAGUGCGAACGAUAUCGCAGAAACUGAAGUAUCAGCGCUCAUUGCACUGUCCGAUGAUGAAAUUCAAACUGAAUUUCCAAAUGAUGGGGAAAGAAAUGAUACGACUGAUGUGAAGUCUAGAGACGAAUCGACGUUUGAAGGGCCGACAAACGUGGUAUUAGCUGGUAGUGGUGGCCGGAUAGAAACUUUGCAGGAUACACGCCUACCAAAUAUAUACGAAAUACGGGCACUACAAAGGCGACUCAAAGCAGAGGCAGCAAAGCUUGUCAAAAAUUCAAAGCUAUUUGGGAAGACCUCAAAACUAUCUGUAAAGACUUCAAAACCAUCUUUGAACACUACAAAACUUGCACUGAAGACUUCAGAAAUAAGCAUUAAAAAGACAGAAAUGACUUCCAAUACGAUAGCUGCAAGCUUCAUUAAUCCUGAGGAGAAUUGUAAAGAUGCUGAAUCACAAAACCAAGGCGUUAAAUCCGAAUCUCUUCUAGAUACAACCAAAAACUCUUUGAGCAACCCACUAGAAGGAAGCGUUGUAACGGAUGCUGUCGUUAUUGCUAAUGACAAGAAAAAGGAAAUAGGAAUUACUAACAGUUAUAUUACCGAAGAGGAAAGUGGUGACUUUGCGAAGAAGAAGCAGCACACAAAUACGGAAUCUGAAAGUAUUGUUGAAAAUCCUGCCAUCGCAAAGAGUGCAACAACCGAUUCUAUUAAAAUAGAGCAAGAGAUUUCUGUUUGCAAAAUUACAGCUGAGAAGCUUGCAAUCACAAAUAAAAAAGAAACGAAUGUUGAUGAAAUGCAGUCUCGUUGUCAAACACCAGCUAAUAAAUCUAUUGUCUCAAAUAAAACUGAAGCUGAAGCAAAUGAUUCGUAUAAAGUGAAGUCUAAUCGUCAAAGUAAAUCUGAGAUACGGAUAAUAAAAGCUAAGGAAACAAUACUUGAGGGGUAUGACGUAGGUGAAUUUCACAUGCAAUUUUCUUCCGUAUUGCCCUCAAAUAAUGAAAAAUCGAGAAUUCAAGCCAAUGCACUAUCAAAAAGUUGUGUAGUUGAAGAAAAGAUGUCAGGCAAGUGCCCAGCAGUUCUUUCGACUAAUCCAACUGAAUGCCAUAAACCGAUGAAAAAAGUAAAAGAUAUAGCCUCAGCUACAGAAAUUAGUGAUCAGUCUAAAAACAAUGAUAUUGUCCAGAGUAAUAUGAGCUGUGAAAAUGAUAGUUAUUCACGGGAAGACCCCGCAAAAAUCACUCGCUCUACUGGUCUGGAAGUAAAUCAUGGCAUGGAAGGAAAUGAUUUAGCUCCAUGCGAAGAUGCUGUCAAAAUGAAAGGUGAUACCGCGAGUCGGGUAGGCAAAAAGGAAAGAAGCAAUAAGCAGAAAAUUUCUGAUGAACAGGAUGUUGCUCAAGUACAAAAAUUUGUCGAUGAACUUGAAAUUCUUAAUGAGCAGAAAGUUGCUGAUAAGCAGACAAUCGCCGAUGAACAGGAAAAUGUUAAUAAGCAGAAAAUUUCUGAUGAGCAGGAAUUUGUUGAGAGGCAGAAGAUUACUAAUAGGCAGGAAAUUGCUCAUGAACAGAAAAUUGUUCAUGAUCGGGAAAUUGCCGAUGAGCAGAAAGUUGUUAAAACGAAUGAGAAAAUAGGAAUCGAAGUACAAAAAUCAGCUGAUGGGGAAGUGGAAAUAGCCAAACAUAAACCUUCGGAGUCGCCAAACGAAUGCCAUAUUGCAAUUGAAAAUGAAAAUACGAAUGCAAAGAACAGUGAAACUAAAGCAGCUGAAUCGUCCAAGUUAAACAAAAAUAACAGAGUGGAAAGUAAUGAAUCAAUCACGCAACGUGCAUCUAAAGACGACAAAUCGAAGGCAGUUAACGCCGAAAAUUCUGCCAUAAAUGUAAAUGUUAAUAGUAAGAAUAUUUCUGCGAUCGCUAAAUCUGAUUCAGACGUUCAAGCAGAUAGCAAGCAAAAGGGAGUGGAUGAAAAAAGGGCGGUUCUGAACGGCGGAAACUCACAAACUGGCAAUAAUCCUACAAAAAGUUCGGACAUUAGAGCUGAAAGCGAAUCUAAAAAGCUUCAAGACGAGUUGGCUUAUUUAUUUAGCAGCAAGGAAGCUAGAUAUUUAGACGAAAUACAAGCAAAGUCGACAAAAGCAUCUGCACCCAAAGCAGGUGAAGAACAUUUAAAGAAAAAUAAAGGUAGUGCAGCUGAUGAUAUUCACGAUCAAAACUCAGAAAAACAAACAAGAGAGCUUGUGAAAAGCAGAGAACUGUCCCUUGAACGCAAUGCGCUGCUAUAUAACAUGAAACGUGCGGAAAUCAUGAGCAAAUUCAAAAUACCCAAAAUUAGUGCCAAACGUAAAAGGGAAAAUAAUGACGAAGCUAACAAAGCAAACGCGAGUCUCGAAAAUGGAGCGGCGUCAGAAGAUGGCGUAACCAGAAAUCCGAAAACGAAUGACGGUGUGGAAGAACGAAUGGACCGGAACAAGAAGAAACCCAAAAAGGAAUACAAUUCUAUAACUCAAAAAAUGCUCUUAAAGAAAGAUGAAACGAAGGUUGUGGAAAUAAAUGCAAACGCAGAAAGAGAAUUGAUAGAUAAACGACUGCCGAACGGGCGAACGCCAGAGGAAGAACAAGCAUUGUCUGCAGAGCAAAUUCAAAGUGAACGCAUAAUAAAGGAAAUCGAUAAUUGGGCAAGGAGAACGGUGGGCGCAGCAUCAGAAAUGAUAGAAAAUACUAUAAAUGAAUCUGGGAAGCCGCAAGAUAGCGGAAGAGCAGAGCUGUUAACCACAAAAGGUAAAAGCAAAGUAGUUACAGCAUCAGUAACGCAGGAAGGGCAACAAAAAACCGAAAUAAACUCAACAUUCCCGGUUGUGCAAAAGUCUUCCAAAAUGAGUAUUGAAAAAUCGAUAACACCACCAAUUUUACCACCUCAGCUCUGCGAACAGCGCGAACGCGGGGAAAAAGAACAGUUAGCUAAUAUUACUGCAGUAAACGGCGGCGGCUUGGAAAAUGUGCCAAGCCAUUUACCAAAUAAGCGUUGUAAACACAACAGCUCAGCUGACAUGAAAGCAUCAGAUACAUUCAAUAACCAAAAGACUGAUAAACACAAACCUCCUAAAGAUAGUAAAUCACACCAAACACCUACCAAUAAAUCUGAAGUGAACUGUAAAGGGAGAACCAAACAUGUCGCGGGAGCCCAACAGCAACGAACAGGUCAAGCGAAUGAACUAUCAAUUUGCAGUGAAGAAGGGAGUGCUAAAUAUGGGAAAACGCAUGAUGGAGUGGACCAGAACGCAGUUGCCGACGGGGAAGCCAUUGCUCCAGGAGUAGGUGUUCAGGAUUUAUCAAAAAUGGUGGAAUCAAGCGAACGGGCAAGAAAAGAAAUGACAAAUGAAUCACAAGCUCUAAAAAUAAAAAAGACUGAAAGUGGAAACAAAACUGGUAAUGAGAUAAAUCAGGCAUGUGAGCAGUUAGAGUGCAAAUCCAAAAUUCAACAUUCAACAGGGAAAGUAAGCUCAACUUCACAAGCAGAUUCGAAACAAGUUGCAACCGAUAUACCGAAUAACAAUUCGAAAUGUAGUUUUGCAGACAAGCCAACGGAAAAUCACAAUUCUCACAAAGAAAAGGUUAGAAAUACUGCGGUUGAAAAGAAACGAGACACAGACAAGCAGCUUAGUUAUGCGGCAGAAGAACCAAUGGCAGCAGACAGUCAUGAGAAAUGCACAAAAACUACAGAGAAUAUGAAAACAAUAGAGAACGUGCAGAAACUGUCUAACAAAGAAAUCUCUGCAACGAGAGAGGCAACUGAAAGUUUGCCUAACCGCUCGACGAACGUAGUUCCAAGUUUUAGUAAUACAAUUAUAGAUCGUCCCAAUGCAGUAGAAACGGGUGUACAUCCUGGAAGUGAAUAUAAACACUCCAAACCGUCGAAAAGGCACAGCUCGGAUGUGCGCACGAAUGAUGAGUGCGAAGUAAUUUCUAAGCCGCAUAAACGUAAACGCUGCCAAUUGCGCAUUGAGGAUAGCGAAGAGGAGGACGCGUGCAAAACAGAAUGUGCCACAACAAUUUUACCAACACCAGAGCCACAAGAAGUUAGCGCAACGGAUUCACAAGAUAUCGAUAUACUCGAUAUACUGCAGAACGACAGAGUCAAUGAAUCGAAUGCCACAUUGCCCGCGCCAGAAACACCGUCAGCAUUACCGGCCAAUAUCAGCCAGGAUGAACAGUAUAAGGAGAUCGAUUCGCGUUUGGAACAGAUGUUCGCAUCACCCAAAGUGACGGACAAAACCGCUAGCGCACCGCAAGUGCGCACAUUUCCGCAACCAAAUGCUGAUAUUGGAAAAUUAAAAGGCUUUCAGUCAGUGCAGCCGCAUUCGGAUGAUAAAUCUGCACUUGAAACGUCAGCGACCAUGCCGGGCGCGCUUGAAACUGAAAAAGCAGCUUCGGCGAGUGCAACGCGUUCCCUUGACUUUAAUGUAUCCGAUAGUUUGCUCAGUGAUAUCAGCUGCACUGCGCUGCAAGUGUCCGACUCAAAUGUUACUAUCGAUGAAACGAAUCACAGCGCCAUGAGUAUGAACUCAACGCUCAGUGACGGCAAUUUGAGCACGAAACACAUAUCGCUUGGUUCGAGUGAUUAUCGUUUCGAAAAGAUUUCGGAUAAUGUCGUGAAUUUAUUUAUAACGCGCAAACGUCGUGGCAAGCGAAAGGAAAUGAUUGAGGCAGUAACAACAACAACCAUACCAACAAAUACUGUAAAAAAAACAUAGCUUGUAAUUUUUGGUUAAGUACAAGAUAAAUAUAUUCUGAUAUAUUUAUAAAACCAUUGUAUAUUUGUGGGGUUGAAUUCAUUUGCGCAUGUACUUAUUAACGUAUUUAGUAUGUAUUUACAAUAUUUGUAAGAUAACAACUGUGAAGUAUUCAACACAAUAACAAUAACAAGAAAUGAGAGUAUUUUUUUCGUUGCCUUUAA